AUGACAGAAGCUUCAACAAGAUCAGUAAUGAGACAAGUCAACCCAACACAAUCAACCGCACGCUUUCGAGCGCCCAGACGUCCAGAUCACGGUACACUUGGGAAAGAUAUCAACCUACGCUCAAACCACUUUGCCAUGAAGAUUCCUACUAUGAUAGUCCAACACUACUACAUCGACAUCAGUCCAGUGUGUCCGAGAAGAGUGAAUAGGCAAAUCUUCAACAUUCUCAUUAAUGCAAUCCAAGGGCAGUUCAUCGGCACACUUCCUGUAUAUGACGGAAAACACAACAUAUAUGUCCAGGAACUAUUCCAAUUCGGCAAAGAGAAGAAAGAAUUCGAAAUAAUGCUGCCAGACGAAUCACCCACGAAACGACCAUUCAAAGUUUCAAUAAACUGGUCAAAGGAAAUCUCUAUAGAUGGGGAUUCAGAAGAUUCUGAGUUGUCAUACGACGCUCUUCAAGUGGUGGACACAGUACUUCGUCAUGUUCCCAGCUCAAAAUAUUCACCAGUCGGGAAGUCUUUCUACUCUCCACCAGUGCUUAAAAACGGACGUCUCCUCCACGAAUACAAGCUUGGUGGAGGCCGAGAAAUAUGGUUUGGCUAUCAUCAAUCGGUUCGGUCAUCUCAAUGGAAAACGAUGCUGAAUAUAGAUGUCUCCGCUACAGCAUUCUAUGGUACCAUGACAAUGAUGGCGUUUUUAGCAGAGGUCCUAGAGCUACCAUAUCAAGCUCUAGCAGAAAAACGAAUAUUAUCGGAUUCCCAACGCGUUAAAUUCGUCAAAGAAGUCAAACAUCUUAAAGUGGAAAUAACUCACUGCGGAGCAAUAAAAAGAAGAUAUCGUGUUAUCAAUGUCAGCCGUCGCCCUGCGACCACACAAACGUUCCCAAGAGUAUUGGAUAAUGGAGAGACGAUUGAAUGUACCGUGGCAAAGUAUUUCAAGGAUAAGUACAACAUGGAUUUGAAGUACCAACAUCUGCCAUGCUUGCAAGUCGGGAAAGAAGAAAAUCACACUUAUCUGCCAUUAGAAGUCUGCAAUCUGGUUCCCGGGCAACGAUGCAUCAAGAAACUCACUGAUUCUCAAACCUCUAUCAUGAUCAAAACCACAGCUCGCACUGCUCCGGAACGUCAACAGGAAAUCAAUCACCUGAUGUACAAAGCUCAAUUCGCUUCUGAUAAAUAUGUCAAUGAUUUUGGCAUCAGCAUAAACCCAUCCAUGACAGAAGUGAAAGGACGAGUUCUCCCACCACCAAGACUAAUCUACAGCGGGAAAACAUACUCGAAUCCGACACAAGGUAUUUGGGAUCUCCGUGGAAAACAAUUUCACACUGGAAUCGAAGUGCAGGAAUGGGCGAUUGUCUGUUUUGCUGACCAAAUGCAAGUGAAGCAAAAUGAUCUCCGCAACUUCACUUCAAUGCUUCAAAAAAUCUCGAGAGAGGCGGGUAUGCCUAUUACCAGCGGACCAUGUUUCUGCAAAUAUGCUGUUGGUGUGGAGCAGGUCGAAUCGAUCCUGACUUACUUGAAAUCCAAGUACAAGAAAAUUCAACUCGUCAUUGUGGUGUUGCCAGGAAAAACUCCAGUUUACGCUGAAGUCAAACGAGUUGGAGAUACCAUCAUGGGAGUUCCUACACAAUGUGUACAAGCGAAGAACGUUAUGCGUUCAACGCCACAGACAAUCUCUAACAUCUGUCUCAAAAUGAAUGUGAAGCUCGGAGGAGUCAACUGCAUUCUACAUCCCAGUCUCCGCCCACCAAUCUUCAUGGAACCUGUAAUCUUUCUGGGAUGCGACAUCACUCACCCACCAACCAGUGACACUAGAAACCCAUCAGUUGCUUCGAUUGUCGGAUCAAUGGAUGCUCACCCAAGCAAGUAUGCAGCUACAGUACGUGUUCAAAAAAGCAGAGUAGAGAUGAUUCUGGAAAUGUCGACUAUGGUGAAGGAGUUGCUGCAAAAGUUCUAUAUGAGCACUCAUUUCAAGCCGUCGAGAAUUGUGGUCUACCGCGAUGGAGUUUCCGAAGGACAGUUCUUCAAUGUUCUCCAAUAUGAGCUUCGUGCUAUCCGGGAAGCCUGUCUAAUGUUGGAAACUGGAUACGAGCCAGGAAUCACGUUCAUCGCUGUUCAAAAGAAACACCAUACUCGUCUGUUUUCCGCAGAAAAGAAGGACCAAGUUGGAAGAUCGUCGAAUAUCCCACCAGGAACCACUGUAGAUGUCGGUAUCACUCAUGCGACGGAAUUCGAUUUCUUCCUCUGCUCACAUGCCGGAAUUCAAGGAACGUCUCGUCCAUCUCGUUAUCAUGUCUUGUGGGACGACAGCAACAUGAAAUCCGACGAUGUCCAACAGAUGACCUACCAGUUGUGUCACACCUAUGCAAGAUGCACCCGAUCUGUGUCUAUUCCGGCGCCGGCGUACUAUGCUCAUCUCGUUGCACUUAGAGCUCGCUAUCAUUUGGCUGAUCGGGAGCAUGACUCCGGUCUGGGGUCACAAUCGUCGGCACAUUCGCAAAAUUCCAAUAUUGCAAAUUUAUCCAAGGCUGUGAAGGUCCACCCCGAUGUAGGAAAAGUCAUGUACUUUGUCUAA
Caenorhabditis remanei is the source of this 2574-nucleotide messenger RNA. RefSeq lists its product as uncharacterized. The record is from RefSeq and is a predicted model, not a curated record. The transcript has 5 exons. Gene Ontology annotation, molecular function: RNA binding; protein binding. The coding region runs from base 1 to 2574 and encodes 857 amino acids. Lineage: Eukaryota; Metazoa; Nematoda; Chromadorea; Rhabditida; Rhabditidae.